GGGAGUGCACAGCUUGGUGGUGGGUCGGGGGUGGAUAUGCCCCAGCAUAUUGUAUAGUAACAGCCCACUCUCACAGACAGAGAAUAAGGUGAGCAGACAUUGCCUUCACUAUUGAUUAUUACCCAGUAUGGAAGAUUUAGCUGCAUGUACAGGGGUAAAUGGAAAGUCCAAAACAGAUGAAUCAGCUUCUCCUGCUGCUCACGGUGUCGACUCGUACUGCGGAUCCUGCCUGAGAAGCAUCACGCGCUGGAUACCUGUGGACUUCAAGAAUGAAAUUGUUCACUUUUUAAAACUGGCAGGGCCUGUGGUUAUUUCACAGAUGAUGAGUUUCCUGAUCGGCUUCGUCAGCAUGGUGUUCUGCGGACACCUGGGGAAAACAGAGCUGGCGGGGGUGGCGUUAGCGAUAGCCGUAAUAAAUGUCACAGGUAUUUCCAUUGGCUGUGGUUUGGCUUCAGCAUGUGAUACUCUCAUAUCUCAGACCUAUGGGAGCGGUAACCUGAAGCGCGUAGGAGUGAUACUCCAGAGGGGAGUUCUGAUUCUGCUCCUAGCCUGUUUCCCCUGCUGGGCCGUACUCAUUAACACUCAGCCCAUUCUCUUGGCUGUCAGGCAGAGCACAGAGGUCGCCAGACUCUCCCAGCUGUAUGUUAAGAUCUUUAUGCCAGCUCUGCCUGCUGCCUUCAUGUACCAGCUGCAGCUGAGGUAUCUGCUGAAUCAGGGCAUCAUGUGGCCCCAGGUGAUUUCCGGAGCCAUGGGGAACAUUUUAAAUGUAAUAAUCAACUACAUCUUCCUCAACCGUCUGGAUCUGGGGAUCACUGGAUCUGCAGCUGCCAAUGCCAUCUCUCAGUAUUCCUUGGCUGUGUUCUUGUUUGUUUACAUCUGCUUCAGGGGGCUGCACAAAGCUACAUGGGACGGCUGGUCAGCAGAGUGCCUGCAGGAGUGGGGUCCUUUCCUCCGCCUGGCCAUCCCCAGCAUGCUGAUGCUCUGUCUGGAGUGGUGGCUGUACGAGAUCGCAGGGUUCCUGGCGGGCAUCAUCAGUGAGGUCGAGUUGGGAGCUCAGUCUAUCGUUUAUCAACUGGCUUCUAUCGCUUACAUGUUUCCGAUGGGUAUCUCCGUGGCUGCCAGUAUUCGUGUUGGAAAUGCUCUCGGUGCCGGGAACACAGAGCAAGCCAAGCUGUCCAGCAAGGUCUCCUUCAUCUGUGCAUGUUGUGUCUCAUGUCUCAUCGGAGUAGUUCUUAUUGUGUUCAAGGAUUUGGUUGGUUACAUUUUCACCACAGAGAAAGACAUUAUUCAGAGGGUGUCAGAUGUCAUGAAGAUGUACGGCGUAAUCCAUGUCGCUGAAGCCAUUGCGGUUAGAAACUUUUGCCACAUAAAUCACAUUAUUUCUCUGCAGAGCGAACGGAACCAAACUUUUUUUUUUUUUUUUUUUACAUUUCUCUUUAUCUCAUCUCCACAGGGUGUGACCGGAGGUAUUGUCAGGGGGACAGGGAAACAAAUGAUUGGUGCUGUGUGCAACUUGGUGGGUUUCUACUUGAUUGGGCUCCCCAUUGGAGUGUCUCUGAUGUUUCCUGUUCAAAUGGGCAUUGUAGGGCUGUGGUCUGGGUUAUUAAUUUCCGUUUUGAUACAGUCUGUUUUUUUUAUUGUUUUCCUGUGUAAACUAAACUGGACAAAGGUCACAGAAGAGGCGCUGAUAAGAGCUGGAGUCCACAUUACAGAGAGGAACAAGAUCUUCGGGAUAGAAAACAAAGCCCCGGACUCUGGUGAGAAACAGGGCCACGUACGAUCCAGUUCUUUGAGUGGUGUGGAGGGGAAGCUGGAAGGUCAGCAGACUUCAGAUGACGUGGUUCUGUCAGUCAGGCAGCUGGUGGUGCGACGUGGCCUCGCUGUGCUGCUCAUGUUCAUCAUCCUCGCCGCUGGAGUCUUCAUCAGCGAGCUCCUCAUCAGACUGCUAGAGUUAGACGGGUGACCAUCAUCAGACCUCCUGUCUGCAGCAUGAAACAAGCUCUGUGAGUGUGCCUCCAAAGGUACAGAUGCAUCUUCAUUUGUAGUAGAAAAGCAUGUCAAUCAGAGGAAACACUCAAACCUACAUUCAACUACAAAAUGAUACAUUCAACAAUGUCUCUACAAGAUGAUGUGAUUAUGAUGAGAAGGUCAAAUCAGCCUUCAUUUCAGCAUCAUGAGCAAUUUGUAGUGACACAUCUCCACUUUUAUAAAACGUAUGUCCAUCUAUUAUGCACUAAUGAUCAGCAAAUAGCUGCAUCACAAUAAUAAAUGUUACACAAGUCAAAUUGUUUCAUAACUGCAUUAAAUAAGGUGAAUUAUUGCACCAUUUAGAGAA
Trematomus bernacchii (emerald rockcod) is the source of this 2335-nucleotide messenger RNA. Its product is annotated as multidrug and toxin extrusion protein 1-like. Gene Ontology annotation, biological process: xenobiotic detoxification by transmembrane export across the plasma membrane. The transcript is spliced from 16 exons. Bases 128 to 1963 code for a protein of 611 amino acids. Gene Ontology annotation, cellular component: membrane. NCBI's taxonomy places the organism in Eukaryota, Metazoa, Chordata, Actinopteri, Perciformes, Nototheniidae. The record is from RefSeq and is a predicted model, not a curated record. Gene Ontology annotation, molecular function: xenobiotic transmembrane transporter activity; antiporter activity.